UUCAAAUCAAAACGAAAUGCGAUUUGCGUUGUGCUAUGUGGGAGAAAAAAAGUUUUAGCACUUUCACAACAUAAAAAGGUAAGAAUUGGAUGAUUUGCUUCCAAACACGUUGCAAUGGAUCUAUACGCGCUGAAGUGUAGACUGUGCGAAACGACCGACAGACUGAACGACAGCAAAUGGUUGGAUUUGUUUUCCGCCGGUAACGAAACACUACUGAUGAAAAUUGAAGCCUGCACCAGUGUUGUGAUAAGAAAGGCCGACAGUCUACCGAAACGAAUUUGUGACCGAUGCAACACGCAUUUACAGCAGGCAUACAGCUUUAGGGUCCAAUGUGAGAUAACGGACGCCAAACUGCGGCGUGAGAUUGAAUUACUCCAGAGGAAUGAUUGGGACAUCGGCGAGAGCAUAAAAAAAGAGGACAAUCAAGAAAGAACAGAUACGUGUGACGGCCUUUUGGAUAUCAAAGUGAAACAGAGUGAACAAAAUCCAGAAGAAGAAUUGUAUGUUAUUUUCACCGAGGAUUCAGACCCAGAUGUCAGCUUAUCGAAGAUUAAGAAAAGUCUUGAAGCAAAAGAAGAUCAGUCCGCAGAUGAUGGUGAAGAACAGAUUAAAUCAGAAAUAAAUGAUUCCGCAGAGUCUGAUCCCGCGGAGCCCUCGGAGAAAAAAAGCCGGCUACGAAUCAAAUCUGAAGAACACGAUGAGAAGACUCGUUCGAAUAUCUGUGAAACAUGCGGAGAGCAGUUCGAGAAAGCUUCUCAAUUGUACAAACACACGAGAUCAGUUCACGGGAAAAAACGUUUCCAGUGCAGCACUUGUUCGAAAUGGUUCUAUCGACGGACUCACUUGCGGGAUCACCAGCUGCGCCACAGUGGAAUUCGGCAGUUUGAGUGUACAAAAUGUGAUCGCAAAUACGUAACCCAGAAGGGUCUCAAGACACACGUGGACAGCAUUCACAGCGAUGAACAGCCUUACGUUUGUGACAAAUGCGGGACCGGGUUUGCCAAGCCAGGAAUGUUACGUAAUCAUUACAGUACGCACAUUGAAUCCCGAGAUUUUCUGUGUGGUGUUUGCUCGAAGGGGUAUAAAACAAAGUCUCAGCUGGAUCUGCACAUGAAUAUUCAUUUGCCGCUGGAUCAGAAAAAGGCGAAGAAGAAACGCCGUCCGGAGAAACCCUGUAUAUGUCAGUUCUGUGGGAAAGUGUCCAAUUCGCUUGCAGCCCACAAAUUGCACGUAAGACAACACACAGGCGAGCAGCGCUACGAGUGUCAUAUCUGUCCAAAGCGAUUUAUUUCCUUCGGUUCCCACAAGAAACAUUUGCUCGUCCACUCGGGUGAGAGACCUUACAGUUGCGAGUUUUGUCAAAAAGCGUUCCGCCAGAAGCAUCAUUUGACUACGCACACACGGAGCGUGCACACUAACGAAAAACCUUACGAGUGCAAGUUUUGCCUGAAAACAUUCGUAACCAAAGGCAAUAUGAUGCUGCAUUUGCGCAUUCAUACUGGAGCCGACGCGAAAUCGAAGGUGGCUGCGGAUUCUUCAAACAUAUAAUUACAAAACUACGAACAUUGGCAACAUACUUAAGUAUUCAAUUUGAAAUAAAAUAAAUAUUCCUAUUCCAAGCAUCGAAACCUACGCUGCU
Messenger RNA from Toxorhynchites rutilus septentrionalis, 1639 nucleotides. Its product is annotated as zinc finger protein OZF-like. Gene Ontology annotation, cellular component: nucleus. The transcript is spliced from 3 exons. The coding region runs from base 115 to 1548 and encodes 477 amino acids. The record is from RefSeq and is a predicted model, not a curated record. Gene Ontology annotation, molecular function: zinc ion binding. NCBI's taxonomy places the organism in Eukaryota, Metazoa, Arthropoda, Insecta, Diptera, Culicidae.